AUGAAACGCGACUUAGAGAGCUGUAAAAAGAUAAUUAGGUCUAAAUUGUACGACUACUCGUCGAAGUUCGCGUACCUCGCGGCCGACGACGUGUGGAUAAGCGAUAAAAUACAGCACGUGUCAGAAUUGCUGAAAAGAGCCGUGGAACUGAGAGAAAAUUUAAUAAUAUUGAUCAGAGGGCAGCCUUCUUCCGGAAAAACGUACCUGGUGAGGUCGUCACUGCUAAAUGUACUGUCGAACCCGAAGAACAGCGACGAUGGCGACAAUUCAGCUCGCACACACUUCAUUGAGCUGUGCGCGUACGACUACAAAGACGACGUUAAGUGUCUGAGGGAGCUUUUGAACCAUUUGGAGCAAAUUUUCGGCAUAAGCCGAGACCCAGACUCAUACAUGAUGGUCUCCCAGAUACAAACCGCAAUAUUACACUGCCUCAAGUUGCUGAAAAGGAACAGAAUGUAUCUAAUAAUCGUGAUAGACGGGUUUGAGGCGUUUACGAAGGGCAAAUACGACUGCAGCGCAACCACGGGCUCGUACUCGAGAAGGCAGGGCCUCCUGUACUUUUUGUCUGACUCGAUGCAGCUGAAGGAGACGUGUUUCACGGUGAUUUACGUCACAUCGGACCUCAACUGCCUGGACCGACUUGAAAAAAGAGUCAAGUCGCGGUUCGUGUACGAGCCGGUGUACUGUUUCAGUGACUACGACGUCACGGAGUAUUUUAACGACAACGGGGAGUCCAAAAAGAUCCUUGACGACUGCAUAGUGAAGAUAGAAAAGGACAAAAUGGCGUCGAUGGCGCUCGAUAGCAUUUGUGGCAGGGAUCGCAACAUGAUGUCCAUAGACGUCGGCAUAGCUCUACUUAUGAUGAAGGAGGAUGACUUUAAGGUUAAGGAGGACGGCGGGAAGACGUACAUUCAGGUCCCCGUUAAAAAGGUUAGUUUGAAGUGCGUGUCAGAUAUAUUUGAAACACAGAACGUGCCUGAGGAUAAACUCGUAUUUGAGCACCUCAACUUGCCCGAACAUUGCAUACUGGUGUCCCUCACGCGGCUACACAUAAGAGGGGUGUACCCGCAGACUUUGAACGCAGUUAUAGAAGACUUGAAACAGAUGGUCGCCGAGUUUCCAAAGGAGAGGUUCGCAGUCCCGAAUCCAGAGGGGCUCAGGCGGACCUUUAUGGAACUGGUGAACAACGGACUGGUGGAAUGGGUCAACUACACCCAGAACAACAUAGACAACGUCAGGGUUGAGCAUUCAGUUAAUGACCCCUCAGGCUUUGGAAUGCCGUGCCGGUUCCCGAAAUACAGGGAGUACGUCCGAAUGGACUUGAAGGAGCUUUUGCCAACUCACCUAUCGCAAUGGUUGUCAAUGGCAGAUAGAACACUGUAA
This is a messenger RNA of Theileria orientalis strain Shintoku, 1383 nucleotides long. RefSeq lists its product as hypothetical. The coding region runs from base 1 to 1383 and encodes 460 amino acids. The transcript has 4 exons. NCBI's taxonomy places the organism in Eukaryota, Apicomplexa, Aconoidasida, Piroplasmida, Theileriidae. Gene Ontology annotation, cellular component: nucleus; nuclear origin of replication recognition complex. Gene Ontology annotation, biological process: DNA replication; DNA replication initiation. Gene Ontology annotation, molecular function: DNA replication origin binding. The record is from RefSeq and is a predicted model, not a curated record.